Aedes albopictus (Asian tiger mosquito) is the source of this 2580-nucleotide messenger RNA. RefSeq lists its product as uncharacterized. Bases 1 to 2580 code for a protein of 859 amino acids. The record is from RefSeq and is a predicted model, not a curated record. NCBI's taxonomy places the organism in Eukaryota, Metazoa, Arthropoda, Insecta, Diptera, Culicidae. The transcript is spliced from 8 exons. Gene Ontology annotation, molecular function: nucleic acid binding. Gene Ontology annotation, biological process: DNA integration.
AUGGACGAGUACGAGAGUCUUGGGCACUGCAAACAAGUGAACGUUAGUGAAGAUCCAUCAGGUAUCAUGAAGUGGUACUUACCUCAUCAUGCUGUGCUGCGGCCAUCGAAUACUACCACUAAGUGCCGUGUGGUGUUCGAUGCAUCGGCGAAGGUAUCUGGACGGUCGCUCAACGAUGUAAUGAAGAUUGGCGCCAUCAUUCAAAGCAAUCUGCAAUCCAUCUCUCUUCGAUUCCGUCUCCCGCUCCAUGUGUUGGCUACUGACGUGGCCAAAAUGUACGGACAAGUCUUCAUCGAUCGGUGGCAUACGCCGCUAACUCGUGUGUUCUGGAGGAAAACUCCUUCCGAACCGCUUCGUGUACUAGAGCUGACAACAGUCACCUACGGUACGGCUUCCGCCCCGUUUUUGGCAACGUGGGCACUCUUGCAAUUUGCUGUCGACGAAGGCUUCAAGUAUCCUGUGGCUGCUGACAUCGUGAAGAAUAGUUACUACGUGGACAACGCAUUGUUUGGGUUUGACGACCUGAAUGAAGCAAGCGAGGCUCAAAUGCAGUUGAUUGGCCUGCUUCAGGCCGGUGGAUUCCAUCUGCAUAAGUGGGCUUCCAAUAAUCCUACGUUGCUGGAGCGGAUUCCGGAAAGUGAUCGGGAUGAGCUGCUCAGCAUCGACGAAAGUGGUUCAAGUGAAGUGAUUAAAACGUUGGGACUAAUGUGGAACCCAACUUUGGAUGCUCUGCAGUUCAUUUCCAUUCCAACAGUGUGUGAAGAUAGUGCAACAAAGCGACAAGUGCUGUCGCUCAUAUCAAGAAUGUUUGACCCCUUGGGUCUUGUGGCGCCGGUCAUCGUUAUCGGUAAACUUUUGAUGAAGAGCAUUUGGAAAGAAGAGUUGGUAUGGGACGAAGAGCUCUCAGGAGAGCUGAAGAAAAAACAAUCAAGUGGUGCUAGCUUGGCUAGCGAAGAACCCGGAACAUUUGGAAGUGUUUGUGUGAAACCGGCCAAUGUAGUGUCGCGCGGCCAGUCUGCCGAAGCUCUUCAGAAGAACUAUCUUUGGUGGAAUGGUCCGUUGUUCCUGCGCAGUGAAGAAUAUCAGGUGGUGGUCCCUGAACCACUAUCCGAUGAAGAUGUUCCUGAGUUGCGGCAGGCCACUGUAGCUUCAGCGGUGGUGAUAUUGGAGAAGCUGCCUGUGUUCCACAAGUACGAGUCCUUCAGGAAGCUGCAGCGAGUUCUGGCAUACGUCUUGCGUUUUUGCCGGAAUGCUAAGGAGAAGACAGUCAACAAGCGAACCACCGAGCGUUUCCCCACCGUGUUCGAAAUGCGCCUAUCGUUGAAGGUCAUCGUCAGGGUGGUUCAAUCACUACACUUUGGUAAGGAGGUAGCCAUUAUGAAGUCCGUGAUUCGCCUCGGUGAACGGCUGCGACAUUCAAGUUUGCCGUACGGGGUGAAGCAUCAGUGGAUCUUACCUAAGAACGAUGAAACUGUCGAACGGUUGAUUCGAGCUGUACAUCGUAAGAAUCUGCACAUCGGACCGUCGGCACUUCUGGCACAGCUCCGCCGGCAAUUUUGGAUUCUGGGAGCCCGUUAUGCUGUACGCAAGGUAACAAGAAAUUGCGUGCGGUGUUUCCGGCUCAACCCUCCGUGUGCUAAUCAGUUCAUGGGGGAUCUUCCCAUCGCAAGGUGCGACAAGGCUCCCGCUUUCGUGAAGGUUGGCGUUGACUUUGCGGGACCCAUGCUCAUCAAGCAACGAGGAAGAAAGGCGCCUCCCCUAAAGGGAUAUGUCAGCGUGUUCGUGUGUAUGGUCACCAAGGGCAUUCAUCUGGAGGUAGUUGAGGAUCUCUCGGCCGAUGCGUUCAUCGCCGCCUUCCAGCGAUUUAUCUCUCGCCGGGGUGUCCCUGAGCAGAUAUUCUCAGACAAUGGGACAAACUUUGAAGUUACCGAGCUCAAGAUUUUCGAGUUCUACCAGGCCCGGCAGAUCGAAUGGAAGAUGAUUCCCCCGAACGCCCCACACAUGGAUCGAAGCUCAGCUCAAUUCUCGGCUGAGGAGUCUGAGGACUCCUCGGAGCUCGAGCCGUUAACUCCCGGUAAUUUCAUGAUCGAUCGCCCUCUGACUGCCAUUCCGGAGCCCAGCUACGAUGGAAUCCCGGAAAAUCGGCUCUCCAGAUCGCAGUACGUCCAGCGCCUACGUCAGGAGUUCUGGAAGCGCUGGUCCGAAGAGUACCUGCUGGAAUUACAGGUACGACAGGGUAAAAUCGAAGCAGCCUACACUGGAGCAGAUGGAUUGGUCCGUGAGAUGGACGUUCGAACCAAGGCCGGUAUUCUGAAGCGUCCGAUCCACAAACUGGCCCCUCUACCUAUACUGGACAACCGUGUGGCCAACGAGAACAAGGGUCCCGCGGGGGAGGAUCUGCAGCCUGCUGAGGUGCGCGAUUCCAGCAGCACACAGCUGCGCGAAAGACAGCAUGUGAUGCAAGCAGCCGCACGAAAGGAUCACGCGAAGGAAGAGUGGGCGCAAAAGGAGGAAAAUUCCUAUCCUCAGGAAAAAUUUAUUGUUCGCCGUACGUUCGACUUGUUAAGACGUGUGUCGUAG